GCCACUGUCCGGAACUAAAGCGCUUUACUCUUUAUUCCUCGUCGGCCCUGUUAUUGUACAGGACCGCUGGAGACAGCUGUUUGUAAUCAGUCAUCGUCCACCUGACUGCUUAUAUGGGAACACCAUGAUCGCCGUUGAGACUGGACUCUAUAUUGGAUCUGUCGCGGAUCUUAAGGACCCUGAAGCUCUUACCAAUGUGGGCAUCACUCAUGUUCUCACUGUGGACUCAGAGGAGCCAAACAUCUCUGGCUUUCACACAAAAUUCGUCCAUGCUUUGGACGAGUCGUCCACAGAUCUGCUCAGCAGACUGGACGGCUGUGUCCACUUCAUAACAGAAGCUCUAGCAGCAUCUGUAGGCAAGCCAUCAUCUGUUCUCGUCCACUGCCAUGUGGGUCAAAGUAGAAGUGCUGCUGUAGUUACUGCUUAUCUAAUGAAGACGCAGAAACUGAACCUGCAGGAUGCGUAUACCAAACUCCAGCAGCUCAAACCAGACGUCAAAAUGAACGAGGAGUUUCUUGACCAGUUGGCCCUGUACGAAUCCAUGAAUUGCGAAUUAGACAUGAACAGUCCAUUAUACAAGCAGUUUAGACUGAAGAAAGUCACUGAGAAAUAUCCAGAACUCCAGAAUGUCCCCAAGGAUGUGUUCGCUGUCGACCCAGCUCAGACCCAAAAUACUGAGGUGGUCUAUAGAUGCAGAAAAUGCAGAAGAACACUCUUCCGCAACUCCAGCAUCCUUAGCCACUGUUUAGGCAGAGGGGCGUCUGCCUUCGCUCAUAAAAGGGUCAGUGGUGGAUGUCCAGCAGGAGAUCAGACAGAGUGUACGUCGUACUUCAUAGAGCCAGUUCAGUGGAUGGAGGAGGCUUUGCUUGGCGUCAUGGACGGACAGCUACUCUGUCCUAAAUGCAGCUCCAAGCUGGGCUCUUUUAACUGGUACGGUGAGCAGUGCUCGUGUGGCCAGUGGGUGACCCCUGCUUUCCAGAUGCAUAAGAACAGAGUGGACGAAAUAAAACAUAUCAACAUUUCAGCACUCAAAUGACAUGACUGACUGUUUAAUAACACAAAUAAAGAUAUAUAUUGUUUGAA
Molecule: messenger RNA, 1083 nt
Organism: Colossoma macropomum (tambaqui)
Lineage: Eukaryota; Metazoa; Chordata; Actinopteri; Characiformes; Serrasalmidae
Gene: dusp12
Product: dual specificity phosphatase 12
Exons: 7
Coding region: 125-1036 (303 amino acids)
Biological process (GO): protein dephosphorylation
Cellular component (GO): nucleus
Molecular function (GO): protein tyrosine/serine/threonine phosphatase activity
Source: RefSeq, a predicted model, not a curated record